Spinacia oleracea (spinach) is the source of this 2369-nucleotide messenger RNA. Its product is annotated as pentatricopeptide repeat-containing protein At1g03540. Gene Ontology annotation, molecular function: protein binding; RNA binding. The record is from RefSeq and is a predicted model, not a curated record. The transcript has a single exon. The coding region runs from base 348 to 2201 and encodes 617 amino acids. Gene Ontology annotation, biological process: RNA modification. Lineage: Eukaryota; Viridiplantae; Streptophyta; Magnoliopsida; Caryophyllales; Amaranthaceae.
CAUAUUGGUGCAAUAAAAGUCUAUAGGGUAUAAAGGUUGGAUUAUUAGAUAAUAAUCCAAAACUUGGAUUUAUAAUGGAAAAAUCGUCCAAAGGUUGAAUUAUUAAAAGUAAUUUUUCCUUUUUCUUGAUUCUCUUUCUCAUUUUUUUUUCAUUUCCUCCUCUACAACCAAACGGCCCCUGAGAAUCUGUGGGAAAGUAGUGUACUUGUGUUUGUCUUGUUUGUCUCGUUGCCAAAAUAAAUUAUAAAAAAAAAAUUUUAAAAAAAAAACAAACAAGAAAACUUGAAUUUGUUGAAAUACAAAAUUCCCUCCCUUAUUCUGAGCAUUGUGGAUUACUGUUGAAUUUCAUGAAUCUAUUCAUUAGACCCAAUCGUACAUCUCUUCGAUCUGCCAAAGUAUCUCAUAUCCUCGCCUUCUGCAAAUCAGGCUCGUUGUUCGAAUCUCUAAAAGUCCUAAACACCACUAAUUCAGCAGAAAUUAGCUUAGGUGUAAAACCCUUAGUAUAUGCAUCUCUCCUGCAAACAGCUACGAAAAUCCAGAGCUUCAAUCAUGGCUUACAACUCCAUUGUUACAUCACAAAAUCUGGGCUUAUUGCAAACAGUCUUGUGGGUAAUAGCUUAUUGUCUUUGUAUUUCAAAUCGAGCGGGAAUUUGAUUUUAGCAACAUAUUUAUUCAAUGAAUUGUGUACUAAAGAUGUGAUAUCUUGGACUUCAAUGAUUUCUGGGUAUGUAAGGGUGAAACCCCAGAAAUCAAUUGAAUUUUUCUGGGCUAUGUUGGAUGAUGGUAUUGAAGCUAAUGCUUUUACUUUAUCUGCUGGAAUUAAGGCGUGUUCUGAAAUUGGGGAUGUUAAGCUAGGUAGAUGCUUUCAUGGGGUUGUUUUCCGAGGGGGGUUUGAGUUGAAUGAUGUAAUUGCUAGUGCGUUGAUGGAUAUGUACGGUAAGAAUGGGUGGUUGAAGUAUGCCCGCAAUGUGUUUGAUAAAUUGUCUGUACCAGACCCUGUUUGUUGGUCUUCGAUCAUUUCGGCUUUGAUAAAGAAUGAUAUGUACGAGGAAGGUUUAUCAUACUUUUAUGUGAUGCAAAGGGAGCAUAAGGUAAUGCCUGAUGAGUUUACUUAUGGGUCGGUUUUGACAGCUUGUGGGAAUUUGGAGAGAUUGAAGCAAGGGAAAGAAGUACAUGCCAGGGUUAUCACUGCAGGGCUUUGUGGAAAUGUGGUGGCACAGAGUAGCCUGAUAGAUAUGUAUGGAAAAUGUGGGCGAGUUGAAGACUCACAACGCGUCUUUGAUAAAAUGAGGAAAAGGAAUGCAGUGUCUUGGUGUGCUUUGCUUAAUGGGUACUGUCAAAAUGGGUUAUUUGAGAAUGUUGUUAAGCUUUUUAAGAUGAUGGAGGAUCCUGAUGUUUACAGUUUUGGAACCCUUAUUAGGGCUUGUGCGGGCUUGUCUGCUGUUAAACAGGGGAAAGAGGUUCAUUGUCAGUAUAUAAGAAAGGGUGGGAGGGGACAUGUUAUUGUUGAAUCUGCUUUAGUUGAUCUGUAUGCAAAAUGCGGAUGCAUUGAUUCUGCACAUAGAUUGUUUAGGCAGAUGCGUAUAAGAAAUUUAAUUUCUUGGAACUCAAUGAUAUAUGGUUUUGCACAGAACGGUAGAGGUGUUGAAGCAAUCGAGUUAUUCAAUAAGAUGGUUAAAGAGGGUAUUCGGCCUGAUUACAUUAGUUUUCUUGGUGUCAUCUUUGCUUGUAGUCAUGCUGGCUUGGUUGAGCAGGGACGGGAGUAUUAUAUCUCUAUGACUGAGGAAUACAGAAUCAAACCUGGAACUGAGCAUUGCAAUUGCAUGGUUGAUCUUUUAGGUCGAGCUGGGCUGAUAAACGAAGCUGAGGAAUUGAUAGAAAAAGCUGAAUGCAAAGAAUCUUCCUCUCUGUGGCCAGCUCUUCUGGGUGCGUGUACAACCAGCAGAAAUUCUGCUGCUGUAGAGCGCAUUGCACUAAAAAUGAUGAAACUGGAACCUAAAAACCAUAUAAGUUAUGUGCACCUUAUCAAUGCUUACAAAUAUGAUGGUCGUUGGAUUGAUGCAACAAAGAUAAGAAAAUUGAUGGAAGUUAGAGGAGUAGAAAAGUUACCUGGCAAGAGUUGGGUUGAAAAUGCAUUUGGUUUUGGUCAGAUAGGUGACAUGAAAGAGAGUGACUGCAAUAUCGACAGUUUAAUUCGGUGACACGAAAGAGGAGCCUAAAAGUUCAAAUGUUGAUUCGUAAACAAUUAAGCGAUGGUGAUAAAGUUGUGGUUUUUUAAUGGCAUCUGUGAAGGGUGUCGAACGGUGAAACAGGUACUUAGGUAGUGAUUAUCACAUUUUUGAGAGAAAUUGAAUUUUGUUUUGACAUCA